GGAAAAAACAACGAAAUCGUCAAUACCACGACAACGAACUGUCAUACGUUUACGGCGAAGUCUUUAUUUUUUAGGAAGCAGUCAAUUGGUUCGUUGUGAUUUCCAUUGGCCAGUUGUAAAUACGUGUUUUUAUAUAGAACUGCCAAUAGCUAAAUAACAAAAUGCCUGCACCAGCCAGUUCAACAUCCGUGGGCAGCGGUUCACGUUCGCCAACUAAGAUGACAGCACCACGCAGUGGUGGUGCUGGUGGUAGCAACCUGAAGCAGCGAAAGACCACAAGUAGCACCACAGCGGCCAGAAGUCGCACCACUGGUGCUGGCACUGGUGGUAUGUGGCGCUUCUACACCGAUGACUCGCCCGGCAUUAAAGUUGGACCCGUGCCCGUGUUGGUGAUGUCUCUGCUUUUUAUUGCCUCCGUAUUCAUGCUGCAUAUUUGGGGUAAAUACAACCGUUCUUAAGGAAUCAGAAGAAGCUAUGUAGCAAAAGUAGGGUGUGUAUAAAGACAACAAGAACAAACGGCGAGCGUACACCUGUAGCAACAUUUUUGGAUCUUAUGGAAAUGUCAACGUCAUCAGUGUAACAGCAAGAGAUUAAUGGCGGCCAUACAACAAGUGCUUCCCAAGUGGCCGGUUGCUGCUUUGUACACACCUUUAUAUGUUUGCAACUAAUUUCCAAUGUACACUUUUGCUCUUAAGUUUAGUAAAUAAGUUAAUUUUCUACGUUUAAAUUCAAUUUCCAUAAAAUUGCUGAUUGUCAUUUAUUAUUUUUUGCUGCGUCUUGUAAAAGUAUGCAGACAAAACAAAAACUCAUUCCACAAUUAGAUUGGAGAAACAAUUUUUUCGAUUUACUUCCAUUUGCAAUUCGUAAA
Messenger RNA from Bactrocera tryoni, 868 nucleotides. RefSeq names its product protein transport protein Sec61 subunit beta (gene Sec61beta). NCBI's taxonomy places the organism in Eukaryota, Metazoa, Arthropoda, Insecta, Diptera, Tephritidae. Gene Ontology annotation, biological process: intracellular protein transport. Bases 162 to 458 code for a protein of 98 amino acids. Gene Ontology annotation, cellular component: Sec61 translocon complex. The record is from RefSeq and is a predicted model, not a curated record. The transcript has 3 exons.